UACUUAAGCCGUCGGGCGGCCAUUUCGCGCCUUUUGGGGCGGAGAGGCGUGAGGCGGCGGGCGGUGAGGGAUAAGAGGUGUUAUCCCUUAAACAGCUGCAGAUGCUGAACAGCUAAUUGGCAAACUGAAACAUGACCAAUAUGGAUGAAUCCUAGGCUUCUGGCUCUGAUUAUCCUGAUGGCCAAGAGCUAAUACACAGCAGAAAGAACUGUAUAAGGUAUAUGCAUGGGAAACAAAUAUCAGAAUGGAGCGUUCAUGUUCAAGGCAGAAAAACACUGCUCCUGAGGAGUCUUCAGAUGAGCUUAACAGUAUAUGCAAGCCAUCAGCUGCUUCAGCUGAGAUUGUACUAGACAGCAGCGAUGCAGAAAUUGAUCUCUCCACUGCUAGUGGUAGUGAGUACCAUCCUAAGUGCUCCAUUGCACCUUCAAAGCAAAAAAAGAGAUCUCGGUCUUCAAGGCAACAAACUGAAUCUGUUGCAGGAGCACCUGAAAAUGAAAGCUCUUCAGAUUCUUCUGUGUCCCCUCAAAGUCCAGUAAGAUCAUUGGAAACUUCCAAGAAGCAGGAGUCAAAACUCAAUUUGAAAGCCAUUUUUGCCUAUCACUUCAGGGGAAAGAAGUUUAAGGCUGCUGCACACCAGAAAUUCUGGCGUAGCUCGAGGAAGAAGAAGAAGAAGAAGAAAAAGCAUGAGGGCACCCAGAUGCGUACAGGGAGGCCACCACUGACAGCCUCACCUCAAGAACAAAGGAGGCGGCUUCUAGACAGAGGUUUUCGAUUCCCCUUUGUUGAAAAACAUUAUGGGAAGAAAGAUAUUCCCUUAAAGAUGGUUCUUGGCUAUGAGCAAGCAGCUACAAAGGGAUAUUUCCAGUACAUUGAAGUCCUUAAAUAUGAAGAACAUCUUAAAAAAGCUUUAGGAGCCCUUCAGGCUAGUGAAGACUUGGAAAGAGAAUGUCUGUUGGUACGGAAACACAAAUAUUUAGAUGAUGAAGGCCCCAUCUCCCCAAUUGAGGAGACAAAUGAUGAUGAUGCUAACAGCUUGAAUUCUGAUAAUCAAGAAGACCUUGAUGCCAGAGUAGUGGAGAACAGCUCUUUCAUUAUAAGCAGCAAAAUUCCCAAAAAGAAAAAAACCAAAGGCAAAAAUCAACUGAAGUGAUUGAAAUACAGGAGGAAGAAGAUGAUGCUGCAGAGAACUCUGGGCUUCUGCAAGGGUCACCUUGGUGAACAGAAAACUAACAAGUGAGGUGGCAGUGAUCACUCCUCAGAUAACCUUUUUCAUGGCCUACUUGGUUAUAAAACAUUGGUCUGAAGUUGAUGUUGAGGUGCCAACCAAGCAACCUAGUCAGAUUUUGUUUAAGGCAUCUACCUGAGAAAUACUCUGGCUUGAAAGACUCAUCCUGGAUCUAGGAGUGAGGUUCUUGCUUGUUUAUGUUGCUUUUGGAAGAUGAAGUACCCACUCUUCUUUUGAUGGGCAAGACUUUGCAGAUGAGUGUACCAACAGCUCUGGAGCUGUAACUUUUUGAAUGCUUGAAUUCAUAUGGCCGUUUAGCCUUCUGAUGUACCAAUCUGUUGUUUCAGUGGAACAUGUUAGCAGAAGAGGGGCGUUCCUGUGAUGUCUGUCUGGAACACAGUGGAAAGCCUCUGCUUAAAGGAAAUCCACGAUGGUCCAGUCUGAGCUAGCAUCUUGGUGGUGUGUAAUCGGAGGAGAUGAGAGAAGAAAUGCAGGAUGCCAUUUCACAGAAAUCUGAAGCCCCUUCUAGGGUACAGACUUACGCUUUUGAUACAAGUGAAAAACAAAUUAAUUCAAUUGGAAAAGCUUGCAGGUGCUCUGGGAUACAGAGCAAAGGGAACCUUGCUGUGUUAGGAGGGUGAGCUGUGGAAGAUAACAGCCUGUUUUGACAGUGUCUGCUACCAAAUCACCCCGUGUCAGAGGGCUGAGAACCACCAUGCGAGUGCCACCAAAGCAAGUCCGGAGGUCCUGGUGUGAUGUUGCUGCAGGUCUGCUGCAAGGAACUGCACAGCAGUUUCAAAGAACCUCACCUAGAGUAUUUAUUGCAGUAAUAAGGAAUUAAACAUUAAUUCUGAUUUCCCUUACUGCUUUGUAAAUCGAAGUGGUGCAUGGUGUUUGGAAACCAGAAGCAGAGGGAGCCUUUGCCCUUCCGCAUCCAGCUGUGACCUGCCUGCACUGCCCGCUUGGUGUUGCAGAAGAGCUAACUGAGUGUAUCAACUUGUAAUUUCACUGGAAAAAAGCUUUAUCCAGCCAUUUUAACUCACUCGCUGUCACUGAACUCCACUGCACUAAAACUGGAGAAGGUCAUGGCAUCACGGCAUUUCAAUAAAACUGAUGUGUGAAAGCUGCA
Molecule: messenger RNA, 2354 nt
Organism: Falco peregrinus (peregrine falcon)
Lineage: Eukaryota; Metazoa; Chordata; Aves; Falconiformes; Falconidae
Gene: TAF1D
Product: TATA-box binding protein associated factor, RNA polymerase I subunit D
Exons: 17
Coding region: 245-1150 (301 amino acids)
Biological process (GO): regulation of DNA-templated transcription
Cellular component (GO): nucleus; RNA polymerase transcription factor SL1 complex; nucleoplasm
Source: RefSeq, a predicted model, not a curated record